AGUAGAAGGGAGCCGCAGGCCCGUUUUGUUCCUGCCGCGAGCUCAACAGCGUCCAUUCACAGGAGUCUUCGUUUCACUCAUCAGCUCAGACGCAGAGGCGAGGCAGCGAGCAAUCGAUCGACAGAGAGAGAUGGGAGGUGAAGAGAAGAGGCACCAGAUGAUGCAGAAUCUCUUCGGUGAUCAAUCCGAGGAGGAGGAAGAAGAAGUUGAUUCCGAGCACGAAUCCAAUCCUCAGCCCACGCAGUACCUCUCGGAUGAAGCGGAAGGUGGGUUCGAGCCUGAAGGCGAGGGUGAAGAUGAAGUUGAAGGCGAAGGCGAAGUUGAUGUUGACAUUGAAGGACAAGGAGAGGCUGAAGUGGAGACCGAUGUGGACUUUCGUGGGGUUGAGCCUGAUCCUGUGGAGAGCGAAGGUGAACGGGAUCAAAGCUCCCAGGAAGUAGAUAUCGGCGACCCGAGAGAGGAAAGUGAGAGGAGGGAUACAGACAGUGAUGAAAGGGGAGAUUAUGAUCCUAAGGUAGCAACAAGUAUGGGAAGGGGUGUGAUUGAAAGCGGCUCGGAGAGAUCAGAGGAUCAGCGCUACCAUGAUGAUGAAGAUGAAGAAGUUGAUCAGACCAGAAGCCCUAGUAAGUCACCUGACGAGGGAAAGGAUGACAAUCAGCUUGCAAACUCAGCUCCUGAGAUUCGUGAUGUUUUUGGUGAUUCCGAUGAAGAAGACGCUGCAGAAUAUAUUGUCCCAAAUGAUAUUGAGCCGGAAUCAAAUAGAUCUCCAAUGGAAGAGGAUGAGGGCUACGGGAAGGACCUUCCUGAAGAUGUGAUAGCUGAUGAGGAUGCUAUGUAUGAGUCAGAAGAGGAGCGUAUUGAUAUUAAACAAAAAGAGAAGCCCGUGGGUCCUCCAUUGGUGCUAGAAGUUCCAUUGCGCCCACCACCAGCUCGUUCAGAAAAAAUGUAUAUGAUCAAAGUAUCAAAUAUUAUGGGUGUGGAUCCAAAACCAUUUGAUCCGAAGACAUAUGUAGAAGAGGAUACAUUUGUCACAGAUGAAUCCGGAUCUAAAAAACGUAUUCGCUUGGAAAAUAAUAUAGUGAGGUGGAGAAGUGUCAGAAAUCCAAAUGGCACUACAACUCGUGAAAGCAAUGCACGUUUUGUGAGAUGGUCAGAUGGCAGCUUACAGUUGUUAAUCGGGAAUGAAGUUCUUGAUAUAUCAGUGCAAGAUGCUCAGCAUGACCAGGCACACCUCUUUCUUAGGCAUGGAAAGGGUAUCCUUCAAUCCCAAGGAAGAAUUCUAAGGAAGAUGAGGUUUAUGCCAUCAUCAUUGACGUCAAACUCACAUCGUUUGUUGACAGCUCUUGUUGAUUCACGUCACAAAAAGGUUUAUAAGGUCAAAAACUGCAUUACAGACAUUGACCCGGAGAAGGAGAAGGAAGAGAGAGAAAAGGCUGCUAAUCAGACAAUUAGAGCAAAUGUGCUUCUUAAUCGGAAGAGGGAAAAGGUAAAUAGAAAGUACACUCCUGCUGUAGAACGGAGGCGCCAGCUUUCGCCCGGCUUCUUGGAGGAUGCUCUUGAAGAGGAAGAGGAAACAGAUUAUUACGAUUCUCGCCGACCUCGACGCCGCUUUGACGAAGAUCUGGAAAUGGAAGCUCGGGCAGAGAAACGCAUCAUGAAUGCUAAGAAGGCGCAAAGGGAAAUUCCUCGCAAGUCUUCUGCACCUCCUGCUAAAUCUUCUAGGCGUCCAGUGGAAUUUUCGGAAAGCGAACGAGAAGAGUCUGAAUACGAGAGUUAUGGCGAGGAAGAGGAGAGGUCUCCCAUACGCAGAAGGGUUGAGGAGCUAGAACAUGAGUAUGAAGAAGAUGAAGAGGAAGAAGCAGAAGAACACGAUGAUGAAGAGGAGGCAGAUGGUCAUGUUGCGUCAGAAGAGGAUGAGGAGCCGAAGCAAAGAGGUAGAGAGUACAGUGGCCACAAGCGCAAGGGGAUCGAGUCGGAUGAGGAAUCGCCCCCAAGAAAGGCUCCGACGGCCCAUCGUCGAAUGGCCAUGAUGUAUGACUCCGACGAGGAGUAGAUCAGUUCAUCAGUAAUGGGCUAAAUGUUUCUUUCCAUGGAAAAAGGAAGGAUUGGCUGCUUAUUGCCAUGCCUCCAUUCUUGGCAUAAAUUAGAAGAAAACAAGAGGGGGGGAAUGGAAUGGAAUGGAAUUUUUUAGAAGGAUGAUGAAUACUUACGAAAGGCCUCUUCAAUAUAUUAUUAUGUAUCUAUGAACAUGGAAGCUUCGAUUUUUAUUUUCAGAAAUGAAAAGUUUCGUGAUUGGUAAGAAAUAGAAGUUGUCAAAA
This is a messenger RNA of Punica granatum (pomegranate), 2318 nucleotides long. Lineage: Eukaryota; Viridiplantae; Streptophyta; Magnoliopsida; Myrtales; Lythraceae. The record is from RefSeq and is a predicted model, not a curated record.